UUCGAAGUCCCCAAACGUGGGGCCCGCCAACCGAGAAAGCACAGCAUACAAACUCCUCCACACUCCACUUCCCUAUUUUAUUACAACACCCCCCAAAAAAACCAAACAUUUCGUGUGGCAUCAACACGCAGCUGCCUGCGCCCAAAAUCAUGGCGGGACGCGGCGACCGGAGCUACUGCUAUCGAGAGGCGCUUCCCUUCGCCGCCAUGGUGUCGAUGGAGUGCCUCAACGUCGGCCUCAACACGCUCUUCAAGUUCGCCGCCGACCGCGGCAUGAGCCGCCACGUCUUCCUCGUCUACGCCUACGCCGUCGCCGCCCUCCUCCUCCUCCCCUCCCUCUUCUUCUCCCGCCGCCGAUCGCGAGUUCUCCCGUCGUUGAAUUUCUCUAUAGUGGUGAAGAUUUUCGUGCUCGGAGCCGUCGGGUAUGCUUCUCAGAUAAUGGGGUAUACCGGCAUAAAUUACGGCUCUCCGACGCUGGCUUCCGCCAUGAGCAACCUCGCUCCGGCCUUCACUUUCGUGCUCGCCGUCAUUUUCAGGAUGGAAAAGCUAUCGUUAUCGAGCAGCACCACCCGGGCUAAGCUUGCAGGCACCGUCAUCUCCAUAUCAGGAGCAUUUGUUGUAACAUUCUACAAAGGCCCUAGCAUCAAUCCCUCUUUCUCUUUCUCCUCCUCCUCCUCUCCACCUUCAAUGAACCAACUACUCGACUCGACUCGAUCUGACUGGAUCAUCGGCAGCCUAUUUCUCUCUGUCGAAUACAUGCUCGUGCCCGUCUGGUACAUUCUCGUGACACAUAUCAUGAAAGAAUACCCCUCGGAGUUCACCAUCAUCUUCUUCUACACAUCUAGCGUGAGCAUUCUAGCUGCAGUCGCCGGGGUUUUCGCAGAGCCGGACUCUAGUAAAUGGAUGAUCCGACCUAAUAUUGCUUUGGCCUCUAUUUUAUGUUCGGGGGUUUUCAACUGCUGCAUAAACAACUCUGUUCAUUCAUGGGCCUUGCAUUUGAGGGGGCCCGUCUUCGUCGCCAUGUUUAAGCCGCUCUCCAUCGCCAUAGCCGCAGCCAUGGGAGUUGUCAUCCUCGGCGACACUCUUUUUCUUGGGAGCAUCAUUGGAGCGACGAUAAUAGUAAUUGGGUUCUAUACGGUGAUGUGGGGCAAAGCCAAAGAAGAGUUUGGUGCAUUUGUGAUGGAAGCCACCGAUUUGGAGUCGUCUAUGGAUCAAAAUCAUCCGUUGCUACAAACUUACAAAAUCCAUAACUCGAGGACCUGAAUUUAUAUAUUAUGCACUAGGAAAUUAACAACCAUGUGUAGAUAGUUCUUGCCGUUUGAUUAUUAAGAAGAAUAGUUUCAUGUACAUUGUAUAUAUAUAUAGAUAGAUAUAUAUAUAUUAAUGAGAUUUGGUCACAUUGCAAUAUUUCGAUA
This is a messenger RNA of Salvia miltiorrhiza (redroot sage), 1414 nucleotides long. Its product is annotated as WAT1-related protein At3g28050-like. Gene Ontology annotation, molecular function: transmembrane transporter activity. Bases 150 to 1262 code for a protein of 370 amino acids. Lineage: Eukaryota; Viridiplantae; Streptophyta; Magnoliopsida; Lamiales; Lamiaceae. The record is from RefSeq and is a predicted model, not a curated record. Gene Ontology annotation, cellular component: plasma membrane. The transcript has 7 exons.